Messenger RNA from Cryptomeria japonica (Japanese cedar), 1853 nucleotides. Its product is annotated as protein NRT1/ PTR FAMILY 5.10-like. Gene Ontology annotation, biological process: transmembrane transport. The coding region runs from base 313 to 1737 and encodes 474 amino acids. Gene Ontology annotation, cellular component: membrane. Gene Ontology annotation, molecular function: transmembrane transporter activity. Lineage: Eukaryota; Viridiplantae; Streptophyta; Pinopsida; Cupressales; Cupressaceae. The transcript has 2 exons. The record is from RefSeq and is a predicted model, not a curated record.
CAAGUGAAGAUGAUACCGAGCUCAAAAACAGAUUGGUCUUUUGGUUCAGCACCCAUAUCUGCAUGUGUGAAUAGAUAACUAGGAAAGUGGGUACCUUGCUGAAGACCUCAGUUUGGUCUUUUGCCUGAGGAUACAUAUCUACAAAUUUGGGAGUUCUUGUGAAUAUAGAAACUGAAAAUCAUACUCUGAGUUUGUGCACAUGUUGGAAAAGGAAAUUGAAUUUGAGGUCCUUUUGCUUUCAAAAUAGCUAAAUAAAUUUCCAUUUUCCUGUAUUUUAACUAUAUUUGUUAUAUCCAAGUAACACGUCAUAUAAUGGAAUGUGACGGGCUAAUCUUGGUAACUCUAUCAGCUUCUCUGAGGAGUCUCCAAUCCUCAUCAUGCACUUAUAAUUCAGGGGCAUCACAUUUUAAGAUUGGGUUUUUUUACUUCUCACUUUACUUGGUUGCUUUGGGACAAGGGGGUCACAAGCCAUGCCUACAGGCCUUUGGUGUGGACCAAUUUGAUGAUGAGGACCCAAAAGAGAAGAAGCACAAAAUUUCUUUCUUUAACUGGUGGUAUUUUGGUAUUUGCCUGGGAACUCUUGCAGGGGUCACUGUGCUCACGUACAUCCAAGAUAAUGUUGGAUGGGGUGUCGGAUUUGGCAUACCUACCGUUACCAUGGCAAUGGCACUUCUUGUGUUCUUGUGUGGGACUAGGUUUUACAGAAACAAACUACCUAGUGGAAGCUCUCUCACUCGAGUCAUCCAUGUGUUUGUUGCAGCAUUCUACAAGCGGAAAGCUCCUAUUCCUUUCCGAGAACAAAAUCAAUCAGCUUCUCUUCAGGAAGUAGAGGUUCUGAGGACAGAGUCAAGAAGACAACUCUCGCAAACAAACAAGUUGAGGUUUCUUGACAAAGCAACAAUUGAAGAUGAAUUAGACCUUGAGUGCAAAACAACACGCAAUUGGAGACUUUGCACAGUCCAGCAGGUUGAAGAGGUGAAACUUCUUCUGGGCAUAUUACCUAUUUGGAUGGCAUGUUUGAUGUAUGGUGUUGUCUUUGCACAGUCCUCCACAUUCUUCACAAAACAGGUCAGCACAAUGGAUAGAAAAAUUGGUCGACAUUUUUUGAUCCCUUCUGCAAGUAUGCAGCUUUUUAUUAGCAUUUCUAUUAUGCUAUUAGUCCCUGUCUAUGACCGCAUCUUUGUUCCAAUUGCAAAAAGAUUAUCAGGGAACGAGAGGGGUAUAACAUUGCUCCAAAGGAUAGGCACUGGUAUGUUUAUUUCUGCAAUUUCAAUGAUUGUCGCUGCAGUGAUAGAAAUUAAAAGGGUCAAGGCAUCAAAGGAUAAUGGACUGAUAGACGUGCCCUCUGCAACAAUCCCAAUGAGCAUUUUUUGGCUGCUUCCACAAUAUGUUCUCUUUGGCAUGGCUGAUGUGUUUACAAUGGUAGGAAUGCAAGAAUACUUUUAUGAUCAGAUGCCAGACACAAUGAAAAGCUUGGGUAUUGCUGUCUAUUUGAGUGUUAUAGGAGUUGGUAGUUUCCUCAGUAGUUUCCUCAUUUUGGUCAUUGAGAAGGCUACUUGCGGAAAGCAGGAGCAUUGCUGGUUUGCAAACAACUUAAACAGAUCUCAUUUAGAUUACUUUUAUUGGCUUCUCGCUUCUCUGAGUCUACUCAACCUGGGCAUGUUCAUGACCUUAGCUAGCUGUUACAAGUACAAAAAGAGUGCAUCUACUCAUACUGACAUAGAGAAUGCUACCUAAAAACUAACUUCAUGUUAUACCUAUGAGAGUGGCACUAGUACUUCUUUAUCAGUUUCACUGUUGUAAUUUGUUAUUACAAUAUAGAUAUAUGGCCCAGUAGGUGCUUUCCAAAUUUA